Messenger RNA from Cucurbita pepo subsp. pepo (vegetable marrow), 3676 nucleotides. Its product is annotated as N-terminal acetyltransferase B complex auxiliary subunit NAA25. Gene Ontology annotation, cellular component: NatB complex; cytoplasm. NCBI's taxonomy places the organism in Eukaryota, Viridiplantae, Streptophyta, Magnoliopsida, Cucurbitales, Cucurbitaceae. The record is from RefSeq and is a predicted model, not a curated record. Gene Ontology annotation, molecular function: protein binding. Gene Ontology annotation, biological process: N-terminal peptidyl-methionine acetylation.
CGGCGCCACUGUUACUCUACUUCCAAACGCUUAAAUAGGUUUACCACUAGCCACACCAACUCGAUUCUCCUCCAACAUCCAACUUAAUUCAGGAAAAGGAUUGCUGAUUGACUCAAUUUGCGUAGCGGAUCAUUGCAUUCGCGUCUCGUCAACUUCGUUCGAGGAGUUUCAAUGGCGUCCAAGUUCGGUCUGGCCGGGGGGUUGCCGGAGCGGCGAGUUCGACCGAUAUGGGACGCCAUAGAUUCGAGGCAGUACAAGAAUGCUCUCAAAGCUAUAACAACGUUGCUUGCCAAAUAUCCGAAUGCGCCUUACGUCCUGGCACUUAAAGCGUUGGUUUUGGAAAGAAUGGGGAAGCCUGAGGAAGCCUUAUCUGUCUGUUUAAGUGCCAAAGAGGUACUGUUUUCGAAUGAUUCUUUCUUGACGGACGAUCUUACUCUGAGCACGUUACAAAGUGUUUUCCAGCGACUUGACCACAUGGACUUUGCAACUAGCUGUUAUGAAUAUGCGUGUGGAAAAUUUCCAAACCACCUUGAUCUGAUGAUGGGGCUUUUCAACUGCUAUGUCCGCGAGAAUUUGUUUGUUAAACAGCAGCAGACAGCCAUCAAGAUGUAUAAACUUGCAGGUGAAGAAAGAUUUUUGCUCUGGGCGGUUUGUAGCAUCCAAUUGCAGGUGCAUUAUAGUGAUGGUGGGGAAAAGCUGUUGUUAUUAGCUGAGGGCUUACUCAAAAAGCAUAUUGCCUCCCAUAGCUUACAUGAACCUGAAGCUAUUAUGGUCUACAUUUCAAUAUUGGAACAACAAGCCAAGUAUGGAGAUGCUUUGGAAGUUCUUACUGGGAAACUGGGAUCAUUAUUAACAGUUGAAGUUGAUAGACUUCGCAUACAGGGGAGGCUUCUUGCUCGGGCAGGUGAUUUUGCUGACGCUGCCAAUAUAUUCCAGAAAAUUUUGGAGUUACGCCCUGAUGAUUGGGAGUGUUUCCUACAUUAUCUAGGCUGUCUGCUGGAGGAUGAUAGUUACUGGUGCACUGAGGAGAAUGUUGAUCCAAUUCAUCCACCAAAAAAGGUGCUUUGCAAGAUUUCACCUUUGUCGGACGAAUUGUUUGAUUCUCGUAUAUCAGAUGCAUCAGCUGUUGUACAAAAACUACAAGAAGAUAGUCAGAACAAACUUUUAAGGGGUCUAUUCUUUGCAAAUCUUGAAAUUGAAAGGAGAAAGCACAUGCAUGGCAAGGGUAAUGACGAAAAGUUGUUGGGGGCUCUUACCGAUUAUUGGGUCAGAUUUGGUCACCUAGCCUGCUUUGCUUCUGAUGUUGAAAUGUUCGUUGAGGUGUUAGCUCCUGAUAAGAAGACUGAAUUACUCGAGAAUUUAAAGAAAAUCACUCCUUCAGCAUCUAUCAUCACAACUAAGGCCCUUGGACAGUCGAUGACGCUUUUAAGACUUCAAGUUCUGUGUGGAAAUAUGUUCCAUCGGUCAGACUCUGAACUUGAGCAUUGUGCAGUACAGAUGGCAGAGAUCUACUGUAAAAACCUCCCACUUUCAAAAGAUUUAGAUCCUCAAGAAAGUAUGCACGGGGAAGAGAUUUUAUCACUGAUAUGCAAUCUGCUGGUUGAGCUCUUUUGGCGUACACAAAAUUUUGGCUACAUUAUAGAGGCUAUUCUGGUGUUGGAGUGGGGCUUGACCAUCGGAAGAUAUGCUUACCACUACAAGAUUUUAUUGCUGCACUUGUAUUCCUAUUUAGGGGCCUUUCCAAUGGCUUAUGAAUGGUAUAAAUGUUUAGAUGUAAAGAAUAUCCUGGUGGAAACUGCUACCCACCACAUUUUACCCCAGAUGUUGGUAUCUCCUCUUUGGGUAGGUCUAAGUAAUCUUUUAAAGGACUACUUGAAGUUUAUGGAUGACCACUUGAGAGAGUCGGCCGAACAUUCGUUUCUUGCAUAUCGCCAUAGAAAUUAUUCAAAAGUUGUUGAAUUUGUUCAAUUUAAAGAACGGUUGCAAAACUCCAGUCAGUAUCUAGUUGCAAAAGUUGAAGAAUCUAUUUUACGAUUAAAGCAACAUGCACAUAGCAUUGAAGAAGAGGAGGCUGUUCUUGAGAACCUGAAAUCUGGAAUUCGCUUGGUUGAGCUUUCUAAUGAGAUCCCUUCUAAACCUCUGACAUUCAAUGAAGAUUUUCAGUCACGUCCGUGGUGGACUCCAACAUCAGAAAAAAAUUAUCUUUUAGGUCCUCAUGAAGAAAUUUCCUAUCGUGCGAGAGAGAACUUGAGCCAAGAUCUGGAAGCUGGUGUUAGGAGAAAUAUUGAGAGGAGAUCUCUUCUUCCUCGCAUGCUUUUCCUUUCUGUUCGGAGUGUUUCUACGUCAAUCAAGGAAAACUUUGAGAUUAAUGGUUCUCUAUCUGAUCCUAAAAUCUCCACGGAGCUAAAAAAUUUGCUUGAGCGCUAUGCAAAAAUGUUAGGAUCUACUUUCGAGAAUGCAGUUGAUCUGGUUACGGGGGUUUCUGAUGGACUAAGUUCUUAUAAGGAUUUUGGCACCAAUUUGGUUGAAUGGUUUAAUUUUGCUGUGUUUCUAAAUGCAUGGAACUUGAGUUCUGGUGGAUGUCGGUCUCGCACCUGGCAUAUUGUCGAUUCUCUUCUGGAAAAGUACAUUUUGGAGGGUGUUGCAUCCUUGGAGUCCACAAUAUUCACUCCUUACGAGAAUAUGCGCACGCUCGUGCAGGUGGUCUCAGAGCCAUUAGCUUGGCAUGGCCUUAUACUCCAGGCAUGCGUUCGAUCUUCUCUUCCAUCUGGUAAAAGGAAGAAGAAAACAGGAUCAGCUGAGCUAUCCUCUUCUCCUCUAUAUGUUGCACUACGGGAUUCAACACAAUCUCUGUGUAGUACUCUAGAGUCUUUGCUGAAGUGGUUAAUCGUCAACCAAUCAGAUGAUGGUAAAUUAGAAGCCAUACUUUCGUCUAUGCAAAACGAUGGAAAUAAUGAUGGACCUGGGCAAGUAUUUCAGAUUCUCGAAACUUCAACGUUGUCCAUGGACAGUACAGAACUUGGUCAUUGGAUUACUGGAGCAUUUAAGUGUUGGAAUACUGUAAAGGUCGCAAGAAAGCUAGUUACUGGGAAGCAUGUAGUGUUAAAUGAGUUUAUAAAAAAUUGUGAAUCAAAAUUCAAAUCAGUUCAGAAAUUGAAACAACAAUUAUCUCAAAUCUGAAGGCCUGCUACAUUCAUUCCCCAUUGAUGCCACAUCGCUUUGGUUUCAUUCAGCCAGCCAAAAUUCAUCUCCGGAAGAAUAUUGAGUUUUGAGUUGAGUUCUGUUUUUCAUUCGAGUCAUUAUACACCCAAGAUUUUGCUCGGCAACAAUGAUGAGGCGGUGGUUGAUCUCGAGAGGGGACUCUACAGUUCGAUAGAUUAGGCGGUGGUUGAUCUCGAGAGGGGACUCUACAGUUCGAUAGGCUGAAACCAAAUAAACAACUUUUUCUUGCUUUAUACUUGAGGGGAAGUUUUAGAUUGAUAGUUUUUAGUACGAUUUUGAGUUUCAAGCUCAAGUUCUGUAAGAUCCAAUUUGUCGUGGGUUUUGGCUUCAGCCCGUAGGAGUAUGGUCACACACUGUUGGAAGAAUCUACCUUACGAAUUUUGUAUGAAUUUUGUAUGAAGGAAAAUUGCAAAUGACAGAGCCAAGGUUAAUUGAGAUCCGAAUUUGUAUUCUA